Molecule: messenger RNA, 2254 nt
Organism: Haliotis rubra (blacklip abalone)
Lineage: Eukaryota; Metazoa; Mollusca; Gastropoda; Lepetellida; Haliotidae
Product: thyrotropin-releasing hormone receptor-like
Exons: 4
Coding region: 1283-2086 (267 amino acids)
Biological process (GO): G protein-coupled receptor signaling pathway
Cellular component (GO): plasma membrane
Molecular function (GO): G protein-coupled receptor activity
Source: RefSeq, a predicted model, not a curated record
UGACGAAUAUAACUGUAUGACAAUCUAUUCUCUACUCUCGUUUACAUGUACAUAUAAUUUCCAAAGCAUAUACGCGUUGAUUCAUUUCCGCAAAAUGGAGACACUGCCACUGAAUACACCACUCUUUAGGAUAAACAUCAACGCCUGUACUGAGCAGAGAGUGGCUGUGCCAACGUUGCAGUACUCGUGUCGUUACUGAAAACAUGGACGUUCAUCAUCAGUUCUUCAUCCCAUGUGUUUGUAUUGCCCACUUCCUUUGCCUUUGUCAUCAUUUUGGUAUCGAUAUUGGAUGGUUAACGACGUUCGUGUGGAGUGUUCGGAAUGUGGGUUGCACGAUUUUGUUCGACAUAAAAGGAAAACUGCCUCCGUUUAUCAAUCGAGUAGUUUAUGAAGAAUGUUGCUCUUAUGUUAUUUCUGAACUUUUGAAUAAGAUUCAUGGGGCGCCCUUUGGAAACUCCCUGGAACAAAACCUGAAAGGUUCUGUCAACAGACAAGCGUCAUAUAGUGAUAACACCGACUGACUGAUGAUCGCGAACAUGCCAGAAUAUCCUAUCUCACCUGUGGCAUUCGUCACAAACACAUGUAAAGGGCGCGGUACAAGAACAUGAAAAUAGGGAAAUCCACAAACAUCCUUUUUGUCAGACACAAAUGAGUCAAAUUGUUUAAUUUCUCUCUCUUACCAUGCUCUACAGACGAAAGCAAACCUGGGUGCAUAACUACACCUAAUAAGGUAUCAUCGCUAAUCAAUCAUUAAAUACCGACAUGAGUGUUGCCAUUGAUGACUGUGUAAGUAAAAUGAUUUCCUUCACUCCCCUCAAGCCGGGUAGCUCAUUCGCCACUUGAUCAUGCAAGAUGCAUCAUCAUGAGGUUCAAAUCCCCAUUUAUGGUACAAGGUCUGUCAGCGAAAUAUUCCAGCUUCCAGAUUUCAGCAAAGUGGUAAACGCCUGAGAUCUGCAUCGAAUUGAACUUUCCUCCGACAUAAUACUGACACGUACGCCUGUUCAAAGAGGCAUUGAACCCAACUCACUCACCAUACAAUUCUAACAUCAAGAUGCAUGCGAUGAUGACCUUUCACGUUACAAUGUAACCGUGUAAGUGGAAUGCCAAUCAAGUACUUAUUAGCAUGACCAAAAUUAUGUUAGUUUGACCCGCCCAAAGAAUCCUGCCGUGAUCUACAAUUACCUCUUGUAUUUGUCAGUUAUCCAGUUUGUUGAACACAUUCCACACCAGAAGAAUUGAACGUGUAAGAACUGCGUGAAGGAGAUUCGUCUCGAGCCUAAACAUGGAUAUGGAGUCUGGCAACAUAAGUGACUACACGUACGAUUAUGAUUACGACAGUUUUAUACAGACAACAACAUACACGACGGAAAUUGUGGUAAACAGCGUUCUGCUGUACAUUGGAGUCUGUACCAACAUAUGGAUGAUCAGGUCUCUCUACAAAUCAUGGAAGACAGGCAGCAGGAUGCAUUUCUACCUCCUUGCCAUUUGUGUUGCUGAUUUGCUGGGAUUGUGCAUCCGAUGCGGAGUCAACAUUGGCGUUCAGGCAACCGUUGUUUGGAGAGGUGGAUAUUAUGGAUGUAAACUUUUUGUAGGUUUUCAGAUGUUUGGAGGUACUAUGUCCCACCUCAUCCUGGCUGGAUUCAAUAUCGAUAAUCUCUUCACCAUCGCCUGUAGUCGCUCCAACAAGGCGUUGCGUAUCGUCUUCCUACUGUUAUCCUUUGUAACUACCUUCAUUAUCAGUUGCGUUAAGUUCUACUUCUACCAUCUGGUUAACAUGUCGUACAAAGGUGAUGACAUAUACUACUGCCUUAUAGAUUCAGGAGCUGGUUAUCUUGCAGUUCCAGUGGUUCACGUGGCGGUAUAUUUCUUACUUCCACUUCUCAUGAUGAUACUGUUUGGUCUCCCAUCAUUAUUUGUAUGGUGCUGUAAAAAAGGAACACUCAGCUAUGAGAAGAUGACACGUGACGAUGACUCCUCCACAGACCUUCAGUUCAUUGGCAGAGAUAUUGGAAUAGUGUUGGCUUACGAUGUAGUAUUCUUCCUCUGCUGUGCUCCGCUUGUUGGAUAUAAUUGGCUCUACAGGUAAGGUUAUAGUGACCUGAAUACAUUUGGAAGAUCACUACCUGUUACUGAUACGUAUGAUAGAUAAGACAAAGUGGCCUAUGACCAUCCGGGUAAGAAUUGAUACACCCAUGUUUGUCGUAAGACGCGAGGUCAGGUAAUCGGGCGGACUACAUCAUCAUCUACAACAACA